GCGCAUCAGUAGUACAUGACUUGCUGUGUGUGCAGUGGUUUUUUUUAGACGGGAACGAGAACAAGACCUUGCAGUAGAGAGCAAUGGCGACAACAAAGACGACAGGAGCUGCGAGUUGUGAUUCAAAUUUGAGCGGGAGAACAUGGCUGAGGGUAAAGCGAAAGCGGACAGACGAGACGGUGGAUGCCUUAGUGGUAGGUCAGCUGAACAAGAAAGCACGGACCGUCGCCGAAGGUCCUGCCCCAGCUAACAUCACGUUUCGGUUCGCCGCUACAGUCUCGGACACCGCUGCGAUUCCUGGUGAUGUUCUGACUCGAGUGCAACCCAGGGCCGAAGCAGCAGCCUCCUCGUCCCCGGCAAUAGCCAGGAAACCGUCUGGUACAAAGAAUCGUUUCCGUGCUGUACUCGACCAUCGGUCUCAUCACAGUGUUGAAGAUGUGCGCCGGAAAACACGGCAAUAUCGGCGGGUUGCGGCUCGUCUAUCUCUAGCAUCCGUAGCUCGAAUACCAUCGCCGGAGGAGAGGACGGAAGAGGACGACGAGGUGCAGCGCAUUUUACAGGUUUACGAUGUCGUAGCAGAGGAGGGAAAUGAAUCGCCUCCAGCUGCACGGGACAGCACGACGAGCAGUCCUCGCAGUCGAUCCGAUGAUAUCGUCUGCAAUGCGACUCGCCUGCUACGAGAAAACCUCAGUAUACGAAAUAACGGGGUGACGCCCGGCAUGGCAUCGUCCGGUGAAUCCUAUGUGUACGACCUGUACUACGCCGAGGAUAGCCUGUCAGACAUCAGUGAUCGUGUGUCGAUAGAGCCGUACACCCCGGAUCUGGUGUUCGACAUCGGUAGCGACGACCCAGAGCCGUACGAAGAUGAAGAUGACUCGAAUGAUGAGGACAACUGGCGCAACGACUACCCAGACGAGGACAGCAUGGCGGUAGAGGAUGACGGUGGCUGUGGUGAUGAUGGUGGCUACGGCUAUCACCAAGCACAGCCUGCGCCGUGUCUCAGCAGUGACGAGGAGUCACUGUACCAUCCACCGCGCUCGCAGUACAGGUCCCGGGCUGUCAGGUUGUUGGCCAGGCGGCAGCAGGGCCUAGCCGAUCGAGAUGAUGAUAACGAUGGUGACGAUGACGAGGAGGAGGCGGAAGCGGGUCAUCCGUUCGACAACUGGUACUGCAACAACAUCUCCAAACUAGGCAUGGCAAUGGCUCCAGCGACGUCAUCAUCAUCGUCGUCCAAGCAGCUGUUGCACAAUGGCGACAGUCCGUUCAAGGACAGUGGCGAGUACUCUCAAGUGGCCUACGAUCCUGACUGGGACUGAUCUCCUGUUGCAGCUGGCCUCUCCCCCUCUGUCUGUCUCUCUCUCUCUCUCUCUCUCUCUCUCUCUCUCUCUCUCUCUCUCUCUCUCUCUCUCUCUCUCUCAUUCUGUCUUGCGCCCUCUCUCUGUGACUCACUAUCUUUUUAAUACCAUGCACUAAAAGCCUGCCAGGCUAUCUGUCUUCAUCCAUCGCUACUACACAUUGUCAUUGGCAAUGGAUACCAAACUGCCUGAGAGCUACGUCCCAUGCUAACACUGUUGUCUAAGCUGUUGCAGCUUUUCGAGUGCAGGUUUCUUUUCACCACUUGGUAACGACAUUCUGAAUUAUUUUACCGGUUCAGUUAGUGAUCGACACCCUAAUGAAAUGAGCAUCGGUUUAGUUUCGUACUGCCUUGAUCUUCUUGCUUUCGUUUCCCAAUGUGGAGAUAUUUCCAUGUUAUGCCGGGUUAUAUUCUCCUUUCCUUGCAUCCCUAUCUUGUCUCACUGUCUUUCUAUCUCUCUCUCUCUCUCUCUCUCUCUCUCUCUCUCUCUCUCUCUCUCUCUCUCUCUCUCUCUCCCUCUCUCUCACACACACACACACACACACACACGCACACUUGUCAGUAAUACCGCUCUUUGAGAUAACUAAAGAUUUUCACUUAAUUAGCGUCUUUUGCGACGUUCUUACUUCCUCGUAUCUUGUUCCUUUAGCACCAUUGCUUCUUAUUUGGUUUCCUCAGCUUUUAUUUUCCUACCCCAUACUGUUGAUCUUGAUCCUCUCUCUCUUUCUCUCUCUAUCUCUCUCUCGCUCUCUCUCUCUCUCUCUCUCUCUCUCUCUCUCUCUCUCUCUCUCUCUCUCUCUCUCUCUCUCUCUCUCUCUCUCUCUCUCUCUCGUCUUCUUUUAUUGUGGUGAUGUGAAUGCUCCUUUCAUUUCUCUUGCUUUAGUUUUAGUUCAGUAUAGUCUGGUCUUUUUUGCUCAUUUUGGCUAGCUUCUUUUAUUCGCGGAUUAUUUUAUUAUUUUUAGGAUUUGCGAUUUUCAGUGUCGAGUGUCAUUGUCAUGUCUAUGUGUGCUUCAUCUUCUUAUCUUGUUGCUUGGGUCGUUUUCUUGAGUAAAACUAAGUUAUUUUUGUAACGUCAAAGACUACCAUCCAUGA
Sycon ciliatum is the source of this 2446-nucleotide messenger RNA. Its product is annotated as probable RNA polymerase II nuclear localization protein SLC7A6OS. Gene Ontology annotation, biological process: developmental process. NCBI's taxonomy places the organism in Eukaryota, Metazoa, Porifera, Calcarea, Leucosolenida, Sycettidae. The record is from RefSeq and is a predicted model, not a curated record. The coding region runs from base 84 to 1316 and encodes 410 amino acids. The transcript has 10 exons.